Messenger RNA from Alligator mississippiensis (American alligator), 6703 nucleotides. It is a transcript of the gene GJC2, whose product is annotated as gap junction protein gamma 2. The record is from RefSeq and is a predicted model, not a curated record. NCBI's taxonomy places the organism in Eukaryota, Metazoa, Chordata, Crocodylia, Alligatoridae. Gene Ontology annotation, biological process: cell communication. The coding region runs from base 482 to 1732 and encodes 416 amino acids. Gene Ontology annotation, cellular component: connexin complex. The transcript is spliced from 2 exons.
UCAGACCACGCGCCGCUGGCACAAAGCAGUUUCCAGAAGGAAGAACAAAAGUGUGACCUGAAUCAGAUGCUCUGAAAUACAGCUGAAGCCAAAGGCGUGCAGACUCUGCAUCAUACCUGGGCCACAAAUACCCUACCCAGAUCCAGGGGAAGCAUGUUACUGGGAGAAGCCUGGAAGCCAAACCCUGUCUAAUUGCUGCAGGCAAAUUCAUGCACCAGAAGCUGUUGUGUGCGGUAGGGAGAGAUGGUUCACGCAUGCAUUGAUCAUGGCACCGCCCCGGCAGAGCUGACUAUGGAGCAUACAGAUCGCACAUGUCACCGACUGAUUCAAGGCAUCGCUAUGAGAAAUGAGAGUGGGAGUUGAAGCCUGAGCUGGACUUUCCAGAUGUGGUGGCAGUGAGAGCUGAGUCAGGUUUUCCAGAUGUGGUUGCACUGACUGCCUAUCCCUGCUGUUUCUGGGAGGUUAUAACUGAUUAGCCCAUAUGACCAACAUGAGCUGGAGUUUCUUAACCCGUCUGCUAGAAGAAAUUCACAAUCACUCCACCUUCGUGGGGAAGGUCUGGCUCACGGUGCUCAUUGUCUUCCGGAUCGUCCUGACAGCUGUUGGGGGGGAGUCCAUCUACUCCGAUGAACAGAGCAAGUUCACGUGCAACACCAAGCAGCCGGGCUGUGACAACGUCUGCUACGAUGCCUUUGCGCCGCUGUCACACGUCCGAUUCUGGGUCUUUCAGAUCAUCAUGAUAUCCACCCCAUCCGUCAUGUACCUGGGCUAUGCCAUCCACAGGAUCGCUAGGUCCACGGAGGAGGAGAAGCGGUUUAGGGGGUUCAAAAAGAAGAAGAAGUUUGCUUUGAACUGGCAGGAUGUCCGGAACUUGGAAGACCCCAUGGAAGCAGAUGAAGAGGAGCCCAUGAUCUCCGACAACACGGGGGAAAACAACGAGAAGGCCAAAGACAAGGAGAAGAGCAAGGAGCCGCAAAAGCACGACGGGAGGAGACGCAUCCAGCAAGAAGGGCUGAUGAAGAUUUACGUCUUCCAGCUCCUUGCCAGAGCUUCAUUUGAAGUCUGCUUCUUGAUAGGGCAGUAUCUUCUCUAUGGCUUCGAGGUGGAAGCUUACUACGUCUGUAACCGAGCCCCUUGCCCUCACGCAGUGGACUGCUUUGUGUCCCGGCCGACGGAGAAAACCAUCUUCCUCCUGGUGAUGUACGUCGUGAGCUGCCUGUGCCUGUUGCUCAACAUGUGCGAGAUGUUCCACUUGGGGUUUGGGACCAUUCGAGAUGCCAUUCGCAACCGAAAGAUCAAUAGCUUCAGGCAGCCCCCCUACAACUACUCCUACCCGAAGAACAUCUCCUGCCCUCCUGAGUACAAUCUGGUCGUGAAAUCCGAGAAGUCUACCAAGAUCCCCAACAGCCUGAUGCCGCACGAGCAGAACUUGGCUAACGUUGCCCAGGAGCAGCAGUGCACGAGCCCGGACGAGAACAUCCCGACCGAUCUGUCCACCCUCCAUAAACACUUGCGGGUGGCCCAGGAGCAAUUAGACAUAGCGUUCCAGAGCUAUAACGCCCCGCAAGCCAACACGCAGCCCUCUAGGACCAGCAGCCCGACUUCGGGUGGGACUGUGGUGGAGCAGAACAGGGCCAACACCGCCCAGGAGAAACACGGCACAAAACCCAAAGCCAGUUCAGAGAAAGGCAGCUCUAGCAGCAAAGAUGGAAAGACGUCUGUAUGGAUAUAGUUAGGGGUUGGGCGUGAUGCAUUUAAUGGGCAAUGUAAGUAGGGGGUGUGGGUUUCUGCACCCCUGCCCCAGUAUUGUCUUGAGUUGAUUUUGCAGCACAAUUUUAUACACCGGUUGAUGGAAAUAUUGUUAAGCGGUUCCAGACUGGUUUAAUAAUGUCUUCUAAUGUGUUUAACAACAGACAGUUUCCUUCUUUUUCGGGGACUUUCCAGGGAGCUAAGCUUGAACGGUGCAACCCAGUGCACACUGCCUAGGUGUGGAAGUAAGAGCCUCUCUCCUGAAGCCGCUCGUGCUGGUUUCCAAGGCCAUCUCACUGCAGGGUCUCCUCUUUAACAGGGACAGUUUCAGUGACAAGCAGGCUGGCUGGUGGAAAUGGAGCUCCCCGGUCACUGAGAAGAAAGGUCUUGACUACACCAAGCAACUCACGUCCCGCAUAUGAAGCUAUACGUACUGUACUUGUGUGCCGAGAAGUUUAUUACUAAACGUUCUUACUCCAAUUAAUUUCUACUUCCUCCGUUAAAUGGGGAAAAACCCUGAUUGUUGCUUAAACUUUCACAACACGCUCUUAUUACUAGUUUCCUGUCUGAAUUCUUAAACAUGUCAGCAAGGGGCCAUUGGAAAUGAAUGCAGCAGAGAUCACCGGUGCUGGGUCUAACUAGGCACCAAAGCAAUAUUAUGACUUUCAGCAAUGCAGGAACCAUAUUUAAAAAGAACGUAUGAGAUCCUGAGUGAUUCAGUGUUAAGCUAUUGUUUUAUUCUUCUUUGCUUUUCAUUUCAAUGGUGAAGGAAAAGAAGAUCAAAUGCUACAUAGCAGAAAUGGAUGAUAAACGUGCAUUGUAAUGAUGCUGAAGCAUUUAUUAUAGAUCGAGUGGGAAGUGUAAUGGUUUAUUGUUUUUAACCCUGCUGUUGCACAUCAUAAGAAAAAGUGCCUUUUAGAAACCAGGAAAACAAAAUUCUAAAUAUCUGAUGUCUUCAACUGUCAAAUCUCGGUAGAGACCUGAAGAUCAGUGUUGAUAAAUUUUGCUAUCAUGUGCUUUUUAAAAUCAAAACUUUAUAAAUGGGUGCAGAGAAAUGGACCUAUGCAUAGGGGUGUAUGGUGUGUGUGUUCCCGUAUAUAUAAGAAAAUAUAUACAACCACACAUGAACAUGCAUGUGUGAUAUGCAUGUAAGGCAAUAUCAACCCCAUGGUGAUCUUUACACCGAAAAUCAGACCAUAAUGGUGCCCUGUUGUCUUCCCAUAGACAUCUCCUGGCAAAACUCUAAGCCAGCUGGGUAAUUGGCCUUGCUGCUUUUGCUCCACUUGAACCAGGCUGUGGAUCUGGCUAUUUGAUUUUAGUGGGAACAGGACAGAGACUCUUCAGCAGAAGCUUGCACCAUAGUCACAGGUGCAAGGCAAAGUGGCCUACACUGAGCCCUGCGCUGCUGCUUCCAGGCUCCGAGCUAGUUUGGGCAUGUCUACACUACGCUGCAGUCACAGCAGUGGCACCAGUACAGACAUCCCCUAUGGACCAAAUCCCCCUUUCCUCACACACGCAAGCAAUUCCACUGCCCAUGUCUGCACCAGGAUAUCGUGGCUAACAUUUCUCACCAGUGAUAGUCGCAGUGCAGGGUUAAGGCAGACGAUGCAAGAUGGUGCUUAAAAAUAAGGGGGGGCCUGUUUGCAGAUUGUAUGAUUUUGUCCUUCUGCCGUUGCUAUCUCCAGUAAAACCGAACCCUGGGGUUAGCAAGUGGAAAUGCGAGUCACAAAAAAAAAAAAAUCCCAGUGCAAACACCACCGUCCAUUGCAACGGGGCUGUUCGUGGCAGUGAGGCAAGAAGGUUUAGGACAUAAGCACAACACAGCACCAUCGAAGGAGGUUGCUUUUUCGGAAGUACUUGGGCAGUGUAUUUUCCCAUCCUGUGCCGGACGUACAAAACCGCAUGGGCCGGGGCUAUUGAUAUGAUUUAGUUGUAGUGACGCACAGCAGAAAAGUGAUCCUGGCCACAGGGUUAUUGAUCACCCUGAGUAUUCGCGGACAAGCUGAAGAAAGAAACUGUGUCCUAUAAAUGCUCAAGGCAAGGCGUACAUGAUUGCCUCAUCCUCUGAGCCUAGGCACUCUCCUCCACUCCUGCUGAAGGCACUGGCUUUGCAGGAUGCACUUGGCACCUUUCAGGAUCAAAGCCAUAUAUUUGCACUGUGACAAUAGCAGCAUUAAAGCCCUGAAGGAGCAGGGAAGACAAGCGUACCCUUACCUUUUAAGCAAGUCCACGGCUCCAUUAGUCAAUGCACUGCCCAUGCGUGCAAGGGCUGUGUUCACUUAGACCCUAGUGGCAUGGUGACACAGUAUCUGACAUGACACAGUGUCACUUGUAAUGAUGGCAGGACAAGAGCUGGGUAAACUGAGUUGAAAGGCAACAGGUGAACCCCCAGAGAGAGCUGUGGUUGCAAAUACUUGAAUAUUUGUUUUGCUCAGUGGCCUGCGAAGGAACUCAGGACUUGCCCCUGCUCCCACCAAAGCCAUUAGUGAGACUCGAAGGAGCAGAAACUGGUCCCUUUAUUUACGAUGCUGCCUUUGACUGUGAGUGAGGAGGCCGUCACGCAAUGCCAGGUCUGUCGGAAGAAAUCCGCCUUCAUUCACGUGAACUGCAGGACACGGAGGUUGGGUUUCACAGGGUGGUAAGCUUGCUCUUCCCACACGCACGUUUUAGCUGUGAGGCUUGCCUGAUGUGCUUAUCACAUUCCUAACCCGGGUGGGAGGGCGAGGGUCGGGGUGGGAGAGGAGGGAGGAAAAACAUAUCCGUUUGCUCUUCAUGUCUCGUUGCUCUGCAUGUCAUGGAGCAAUUUGCCCUUCAGCAUUGCAUUCGGGUGUCUUCCCUAAGCCUGAAAGUCAAGAGGGGCGGUUUGGUAAUGGUGGGCUGCCGUUCCAAAGCAUAUGUGCUCUGGCACCCUCCAGGCCCCUGGAUUUGCGUGCUUAGUGCUGGGGCGCAGCCAGUCCUGCAGAUGGGCAGUGGUUUACUCUCUCCAGCAGCCGUUUAUCUUGCACAUCUGUGUGGAUCUCACUUGUUUAUCCUUGGCCUCGUGUCCUCAUGAGAAACUGCGUGUAUUCAAUGCGGUGACCCAAAAGGAUGGAAACUCUGAAUAGACUGAUGGUUGGAUGUGUGUGGGAGUCUUUUUUAAUUCCUCAGAAAGGACUAGCAAGGCUGCAGCCCCAUUUAAACUUGUCUUCCCAGGCUAGGCAGGAGGAAUGGCGGCCCCGUGCUGCAGGGCAGAGGUGGUAAUAUGGCUAUAUCUCUGGAGGUAAUAGCAACCCCUGCCAGGACCAUGGGCAUGUCCUUAUCAUAUCCUGGAGCUGGUGUGGGCCUUGUGGUUCUCCCUCAUCAGGGAGCACUAUGGGCUGCGUCCUGGUUUGUUUUUUGCACCUAAAUGGCAUGUAAUUGUAUAAGGCAGGUUUAGAUAUCCAGGUUGUAGCUGGAUUGGUCUAGAGGCAAAAGCAUUCAGGACUUGUGGUAGAGGUAGUAUCUUUUAUUAGAUCAACCAGAUGUUUGCCAAAAAAAUAAAAGAAUCUUUUUUUUGAAAAAAUCUAGUCGGUCUAAUAAAAGAUACCACCUCUACCAUGAGUCCUGAAUGCUUACGGCAGGUUUACUUUUCGUGAAGAGUGCGCGCCAGCUGCUGAAACUUCCUUAGCCUGACGAAGGGUUUUUGAACCUGAAAGCUUGCUUAAAAAUUAUUUUCCAACUAUUUGAGUUGGUCUAAUAAAAGAUAUCAGAUUCACCCAAAGAACUUUGUCUGCCUGUGUCCUUAGACCAACACGGCUACACCCUACAACAUUCCCAAAUUGGGCAUAAGCGCGUAAACCUAAGGCAGAUUUAAGCACUUAUGCCCAGUGUGGGAAUGCCCUGCUUGCGUAUCUGCCAGAAGCAGGGAGGUGGGGAAGAGGAGGAGGAGAGGAGAGCCGACAGUGUAUGGUAACUGCACUAUUCUGCCGUUCAUGCUGUCUCGGGGCUCCGGUACAGCCUCCUCUGCUCCUCUCAUCCCCUGGGCACAGUGCUAGGCAAAGAGCUAUUUACCCCUGGCAACACUCCCAGGUAGUAAACGGUAUAAAAGCACCUCUAUGCCUCGGGGCUAAGUGACUUACCCAGAGCCACACGGAGGGUCUGUUGCAGAGACGGGGACAAUUCGGGGCUCCUAUGCUCAAUCCACCAGACCACAGUGGCUCCAGGGCAGCUGUUCUCACCAGCCUAACCCAUGCCCGGUACAGAGAGGCAUUUUCUUCUACCAGACGAUUAUGCUGGGUAAUAUUUCCCCACCUUUGCAAAGAGAUGUACAGGGUGAGAGACAUCUCUCCAGAGAUGCUGUACUUUCCAGCAACCUUUCCGGGUCACUACUGGGAUGACCCAUAGCUCAGAAUUUCUCUAGCAUUUGUAGGAUCUUCCUGUCCCGGUCAGGUCCAGCCUGAAGGAGAGCAGUACAGGGACACGAAUGUUCAAAGCACUUCAGUGAGCAUCCUUCCUGAAUGGUAUCAUUAUGUGGCACGUGUAUAAUGCUUUGCUUCUUUUACUGGUGAGUGGUUUCAGACAUAGCCUGGAUGGGUUUAAUUGCAUAAUGUAAUUAAUCUGAAAUACUGAAUAUUUCACUAAACAUACAUCCGAUAAAGUGCUCAUCGUAAUUCAGGGCCUGGAAUGUCCCAAGUAGAAGCCAAAUUACCUUUUUUGCUUGCAUUCCAUUCUUCUGGAAAAUACUUGAACUUAACUAAAGGCCAUAACAAGUCUGCAUUGUUAUAAAGUUUCUGGGGGGAGGUUUUUGUACUAACUGUAUUUGUAUUAGACACUUUCUGAGUCUGAAAUUGAAUCUGUAAAUAUUUUUCACUGUAAAUGUUACAUCGGGAAUGUAGUUAGAAAGUUAAAAGAAAAUUGUCAGGAAAAUGCAGCUCCGGUUGGCUCUUCAGUUUCCAGUACUAAUAAAAUGGAAUAAAACUUGCAUUUUGUUACAACA